GUAGGUGUCGCCGUUCGAGGCGCGUGUAGUGUCAGCUGACAAUUGGCACCCCCCACCACCACGGAGUGGACCGACUGUCAGGCCCCGAGUGAGUGCCACCUGCACCGCGACACACAACCAUCGCAGACCGUGAUUCGUACUCCCUCUGAUCCGUGCUUGGGGUCGACGCUUUCCCGGCGUGGGGGGGUUUGCGCAUGACUGUAGCAGCAUGGCGGCCGAAACCGAGCCGCGACCGCAGGUUCGGAAGCCCUGUUUGCUGAGCAAGAUCGACGCCUUCCAGGACGUGGUGAGCGCGGCGGUGAUCAUCCCCAAGGAGGACGGCGUCAUCAGCGUGUCGGAAGACAGGACAAUUCGGGUUUGGAUGAAGCGGGACAGCGGUCAAUACUGGCCCAGCGUCUACCACGCGAUGCCAUCUUCAUGUUCCUGCAUGACCUUUAACCCGGAGACCAGGCGUCUGCUGGUGGGCAUGGACACCGGAAGCGUUUGCGAGUUCAUCCUGUCUGAGGAUUACAAUAAGAUGACUCCCACACACACCUACCAGGCCCACCAGGGCAGAGUGACGGUGGUGUUGUUCGUUCUGGAGAUGGAGUGGGUGCUGAGCACAGGCCAGGACAAGACCUUCACCUGGCACUGCUCGGAGAGCGGACAGCAGCUGGGAUCGUACCACACCUCGGCCUGGGUGUCUGGACUACAGUUCGACGUUGAGACCCGACACGCCUUUGUCGGCGAUCAGUCAGGUCAGGUGACCAUUCUGAAGCUGGAGCAGGACAGCUGCAGCCUGGUGACCACCUUCAAGGGACACACUGGUAACGUGACCGCACUGUGCUGGGACCCAGCCCAGAGGGUUCUGUUCUCGGGCAGCUCCGACCAUUCCAUCAUCAUGUGGGACAUCGGAGGUCGCAAAGGCACCGCCAUCGAACUGCAAGGCCACAACGACAAGGUGCAGGGCUUGUGUUACGCCUCGCACACUCGCCAGCUCAUCUCGUGUAGCGCCGACGGCGCCAUCGUCAUCUGGAACAUGGACGUGACACGACAAGAGACUCCAGAGUGGCUUGACAGUGACUCGUGUCAAAAGUGUGAGCAGCCUUUCUUCUGGAACUUCAAGCAGAUGUGGGACACCAAGAAGAUUGGCCUACGUCAGCAUCACUGCAGGAAGUGCGGUCAGGCUUUGUGCGGCAAGUGCUCGUCAAAGCGCUCCACUAUCCCGCUCAUGGGGUUCGAGUUCGAGGUGCGCGUGUGCGACGGCUGCCACGCCUCCAUCACGGACGAGGAUCGCGCCCCCACGGCUACUUUCCACGACAGCAAGCAUGCCAUCGUGUACUUGCACUACGAUCCCACCACGGGUUGUCUGCUCACGUCCGGAACCGACAAGGUGGUCAAGCUUUGGGACAUGACGCCCGUGGUAUCAUGACGUCCCCCCCCUAUGGCCAGGAAAAGCUCCGCACGCCAACCGCGGGACGGCAGCCGUCGGUCCCGAGCAGAACAGGAAGGGAAGCGGAGGCCAUUUUGGAUAGUGGCCGUUCACGGGUGGGAACCUGUAAGCUCCACACGAGUGGUGUGUACAGUUUGAUUAUUUAUUCUUCAAAUGUGUGUCAAUGCAAGAACAGCAUCAAACACACAAUCAUGAAUUAUCAUCAGCUGUGAUCUGAUGUCAAUGUUGCUGUGUGGUUGUGGAAAAACUAUGUCAAUGCACUGGAGUACCAUCUAAAGAUGGAAAAUAAAGCGAUGGAUUUUUUUUUUUUUUUUUUAAUCAAGAGUAUUCUUCAAUAGCCUUCGGGGAAUCUAUAACGUGCAGUCCACUAAGCACCUAAAUUUAUUUCCUUCAAAUGUGAAGGGGCACCAAAAUAAAGCCUGAAGCUCCAGGAACUUUCUAUGACGUCUUCUCUGUAGCUGUAAAGCCCGUCAAAAAAGGUUCCUGGACUUCUCAAAAGGUUUAUCUAGCUGUGUUUCUAGUUUUUCCUGGCAGGAAAAAGAGAAUCACACAAAUAGAAGUCUGGAUUAUAACUAACAGGUCAGCUUCAAUCUCGCUUAUACUAAAACUAUUUGGUUGAAGCGGUUGUGCACAAAAAAAAGGGACGAUAUGUACUGAUUGGUGGAAAUGAGGUGCAAUCAUUCCAUCUGCUGAGUCUUACUAUGCGAGUGUAAUACUUGAUUAACAUGAUCAUUAUAGUGCUGGACUUUUUCGGUUGGUGACUCAAACUGUAUUAAAAAAAAAAGUAUGAUGGGCCAUGUGAACAUUCUGUGUUUAAUGAGUUGUGAUUAUGUGUGAGCAAUGCAUUAAAGAAGCACAAAAAG
Messenger RNA from Syngnathus acus (greater pipefish), 2295 nucleotides. It is a transcript of the gene wdfy2, whose product is annotated as WD repeat and FYVE domain containing 2. The record is from RefSeq and is a predicted model, not a curated record. The transcript is spliced from 12 exons. Lineage: Eukaryota; Metazoa; Chordata; Actinopteri; Syngnathiformes; Syngnathidae. Gene Ontology annotation, molecular function: metal ion binding; protein binding. Bases 209 to 1411 code for a protein of 400 amino acids.